Molecule: messenger RNA, 1862 nt
Organism: Otolemur garnettii (small-eared galago)
Lineage: Eukaryota; Metazoa; Chordata; Mammalia; Primates; Galagidae
Gene: ALDOA
Product: aldolase, fructose-bisphosphate A
Biological process (GO): fructose 1,6-bisphosphate metabolic process; glycolytic process
Cellular component (GO): cytosol
Molecular function (GO): fructose-bisphosphate aldolase activity
Source: RefSeq, a predicted model, not a curated record
CAGCCCACUGCCUGGAUGCCUGCUGCCCCCAGCCCACCGAAGCUGGUUGGGCACCCCGCUGCCCUCGCUGCUGCCCAUUGUGCGACUGUGCCUGUGCAUGCCAACUUCCUGACUGUCAGAGCCUCAACUGUCUGUGCUUUGAGAUCAAGCUCCGAUGAAGACCCAGGGCCCCUGCCCUUUAGGGAGUGGACAGCCCCCAGGGCUCAUGCACCCUCCUCCCUAAAGGGCCUCAGGAUACUUGCUCCAGGCCAUUGGAACCACAAAUGGCCUGCCCAGCUCACAGGCCUGGAAACUGGAACUGGCAGUGGAGAGCCUGGCUCCUUGCUAGGCUGGACUCUUGGCCAGCUGGGCCUCAGCUCCUUGGUGAGAGCUGGUGUUCCAGCAGGUAUCCCUGGCCUAAGAUUUAUUUCUCUUGACAACCAAAGGCCUCGGUCUGGAUUUCCAAAGAAGAAAUUUCCUCUGAAGUGCCGGCAAGGUGACCCCAUGGCAAGCCGCAAGCCAGACAGGUCCAGCUUCACGAUGACCUGCUUGUCCAUGGCUGUGGCCUUUUCCUAUCCCCCAGUUGCCAAUGGGCAACUCCACCCUGAGCUGGGCAACACCCAGCAACAAACAGAGUUAGGAAAGGAACCCACUACCACUACCACCAGCACCAUGCCCUACCCAUAUCCAGCGCUGACCCCGGAGCAGAAGAAGGAGCUGUCUGACAUCGCUCACCGAAUCGUAGCUCCGGGCAAGGGCAUCCUGGCUGCAGAUGAGUCUACUGGGAGCAUAGCCAAAAGGCUGCAGUCCAUCGGCACUGAGAACACAGAGGAGAAUCGGCGUUUCUACCGCCAGCUGCUUCUGACUGCCGAUGACCGCGUGAAUCCCUGCAUCGGGGGUGUCAUCCUCUUCCAUGAGACACUCUACCAGAAGGCGGAUGAUGGGCGUCCCUUCCCUCAAGUUAUCAAAUCCAAGGGUGGGGUUGUGGGCAUCAAGGUAGACAAGGGUGUGGUACCCCUGGCAGGAACAAAUGGCGAGACUACUACCCAGGGGCUGGAUGGGCUGUCUGAGCGCUGUGCCCAAUAUAAGAAGGACGGAGCUGACUUUGCCAAGUGGCGUUGUGUGCUAAAGAUUGGGGAACACACCCCCACAGCCCUUGCCAUCAUGGAAAAUGCCAAUGUUCUGGCCCGUUAUGCCAGCAUCUGCCAGCAGGUGCUGGCUGCUGUCUACAAGGCUCUGAGUGACCACCACAUCUACCUGGAAGGCACCUUGCUGAAGCCCAACAUGGUAACCCCAGGCCAUGCCUGCACCCAGAAGUAUUCUCAUGAGGAGAUUGCCAUGGCAACUGUCACAGCACUGCGCCGCACAGUGCCCCCUGCUGUCCCUGGGGUCACUUUUCUGUCUGGAGGCCAGAGUGAGGAGGAGGCAUCCAUCAAUCUCAAUGCCAUCAACAAGUGCCCCCUGCUGAAGCCAUGGGCCCUGACCUUCUCCUAUGGUCGUGCCCUCCAGGCCUCUGCCCUGAAGGCCUGGGGUGGGAAGAAGGAGAAUCUAAAGGCUGCUCAGGAGGAAUAUGUGAAGCGAGCCCUGGCUAACAGCCUCGCCUGUCAAGGAAAGUACACCCCAAGUGGUCAGGCUGGGGCCGCAGCCAGCGAGUCUCUCUUCGUCUCUAACCAUGCCUACUAAGCAGAGGUGUUCUAAAGCUCCCCCCUCAACACUCCAGGCUCUUCCCCCUCCCACACUUGAAGAGGGGGCUUAUCCAGAACCCCAGGCAGUCUUGCCCAUUGCUCUUGCCUCCCAUGUGACAGUGGUGUGUGGUGUUGUCUGUGUAUGCUAAUGCCAUCACUCUUUCCAGCCCACUGCCAAUAAACAACUAAGGGGGAGUC